Messenger RNA from Cyprinodon tularosa, 2732 nucleotides. It is a transcript of the gene slc52a3-1, whose product is annotated as solute carrier family 52 member 3. Gene Ontology annotation, molecular function: riboflavin transmembrane transporter activity. The record is from RefSeq and is a predicted model, not a curated record. The transcript is spliced from 4 exons. Gene Ontology annotation, cellular component: plasma membrane. The coding region runs from base 207 to 1535 and encodes 442 amino acids. Gene Ontology annotation, biological process: riboflavin transport. Lineage: Eukaryota; Metazoa; Chordata; Actinopteri; Cyprinodontiformes; Cyprinodontidae.
UUGCUGAAGCUACAGUGGACUCUGACCCACACAGCAACAGCGCUAUAAGUCCUAAGGUGUUUGUGCAAAGAGCAGCCAGAGACAGUCUGUCCCUAGUCUCUACAUACAAUGACAGUGAGGCCAGUGCAGCACUUUGAGGAACUGGACAAACUUGUAUGACGGAUUGCAGCAGUUGUACAUCGUCUUCAGACUGAUCUGCCGGCAUUAUGGCCAAUUUCCUGCAUCUUCUGGCCUGUGCCUUUGGCCUGGGAUCCUGGGUGGCAGUGAACGGCCUGUGGGUGGAGCUUCCCCUCAUCGUCAACGCUCUGCCUGAAGGUUGGGAGCUCCCCUCCUUCCUCACAGUCAUCAUCCAGCUGGCCAACCUGGGACCUCUGCUGGUCACCAUCAUGCACAAACUGUGCCCGGGUCGUCUUAACGAGCGUGCCGUCAUUUACUCCAUCCUCUCCAUCGGAAUCAUCUCUUGCAUCCUGCUCAUCUUCUUUUGGGACAAAACAACUGUUGUGGCAGGGGCGCCGCACAGCACCGCCUUCUUCAUCAUCACCUUUUUCCUCUCUCUGGUGGACUGCACAUCCUCGGUGACCUUCCUCCCUUUUAUGAUGCAGCUUCCACCUAAAUACAUUACUACUUAUUUUAUUGGAGAAGGGUUGAGUGGUUUUAUACCUGGUGUAAUCGCUUUGGCCCAAGGUGUGGGUAUGGCAAAGUGCGUAAACACCUCUCAGACAGUAGGAAACCACACAGAUGAGGAAGUGUGGUCCAUGCAAACAGAGUAUCUUCCUCCAAACUUUUCCACAGAGGUGUUUUUCUCCUUCCUGGCAGCAAUGAUGUGCAUCAGCUUGGUGGCUUUUCUUGGACUAAACAGACUUCCUCGGACAUUCGACCUGUCGACAGAAAACCUCGUGCCCGACACAGUUGGUUCAGUCAGCUCUGGUUUGGAGAACCCAGUAGCAGAGACUGAUGGAGAGGAAAGGAAACCUCAGAGGGAAGAUGGAGAAAAGGCUGAACGGCAUCACUCCACGUACCAGCUGGUCUACAUCUACUUUCUUGUGGUUUGGGUCAAUGCUUCAACCAACGGACUGCUGCCCUCAGUCCAGACUUAUUCCUGUAUGCCGUAUGGGAACCUCGCCUAUCACCUCUCUGCAGCCCUGGCCUCAGUGGCCAACCCAGUGGCCUGCACCAUUGCAAUGUUCUUCCAAAACAGGUCUCUGAUAUUUCUUGGCAUGCUGACUGUGUUGGGGACAGGCUUUGGCAGCUAUAACAUGGCUAUGGCAGCUAUGAGUCCUUGUCCUUUGCUUCAUGGGUCUGCAGCAGGAGAGGCGAUCAUUGUAAUCUCAUGGCUCUUGUUUACUGGGACUCUGUCUUACGUGAAAGUGAUGGUUGGGGUUAUCCUGAGAGAUCGGAGCCACAGCGCCCUGGUCUGGUGUGGAGCCGCAGCACAGAUGGGUUCACUGGUCGGCUCCGUCACCAUGUUCCCCUUAGUGAAUGUUUACCGGCUCUUCAAGUCAGGAGAUGUCUGUAACACUCAGUGUCCUUCGUGACAGUGGGUCUAGACUCUCAGCUAAAGAUGAUUUGUGCUUUGGGAUGUUUGUUUAUUUAAUUAUUUUUCCAGCAGCAAAAUAAAACAAUUGAACGCCCAAAAAAUUUAAAAUAUUGAGUGAUUUUUCUGAGGGUAUCAUAAGAAUCUCUAAUUUAUUAAGAUUUUGUACAGUAAUUAGAGAUAUUUAUUUGACAUAAAAAACAACUUUUCUUUGCAGAAUUCUGUAAAGAAAAAAAAAGUUUUUUAAAUUUUUAUCAGUGUAUUAAUUGUAUUAAUGUUUGCCAUUGUGCAGGGAACAUCUACAGCUUCUAGACAGAGAAAGACUACAGCUUAGAAAGGAGGAAUCCUACAAUCUUUUUAUUUUUGGCCAGCAGAUGUCACACCCAGACUUCUAAAGCACACCAGUUUACAGCUUUCUGCACAAGAGUACACUAAUGCACACACUGCAGAUAAAGUGAAAUGCACUGAUUUGUUUCAACUUUGACCUGUAAUCUCAACAUUUUAAUUUCCUUUUCACUGUACAAGUAAAUAAUUGUAACCAUUCUACUCCAAAAUGUAUUUUUUUUUCACUAAGUCCUUUAUUUUGCUUCUGAUUCUCAUUUUACUGACAUCUUGAACAGUGUAUGCAACCAAGGUAAAAAAGGUUUCUUUAAUUUUAAGUACAUUUUGUGAAGGACUUUUUAUGAUUUUGUUGUAAGAUAACGAUUAUUUAAAUGUAGGAGUUAUAAUCAUGAUAAUAAAAAAGGAUAUUUAAUUUGCCAGCCACACAUUUUAACAGCACCCUACAUUAAUACUAAGCUUUAUUAGAACAAUGAAUGAAAGAGUCAAACAAAGGCAAACUUAAGACAUAAAUAAAUGAAAUUUAGAGCCCAGAUUGGAAAAUCUGCUAAUAAUUAGGACUCUUCAAAGCAUGCUUUUUAGCUAAUUAUCUGCAACACAUUUUAAAGUUGUUAAGAUGUUGCAGAAACCCCGAUUUAAUUUAAUAGUUUAUUAUAGCAGCUGCAUGGUCAUAAACUUGCAUUUUGCAAUAUUUUAACAUAAUUUUAAUGAUAAAAGUUUAGUUUACUUGAUGUUAGGAUGAGAGCUUUUUUGGAAAUCUUGGUCAGAGUGAAUUAUAUGUCUGUUAAUAGGUCAGAUAUCUGUGUUUAUAAUUCUACAAUGAUGCUAACCAAGCUAACUGCAAUAAAAUCUAAUAUAA